AUGUCCGAGGAAUCAGCACGGACACCUACGUCGAACACUUCGGCGAAGAAUAGGUUGCUUAAUUCCAGUGUUGGCUCAGAAGACGAGAAAGUGGCACUGUCUGCCUUAAAUAAUGCUAAGGUUAAUUCUUACAGUCACAAGCCGAAUAUAGUGCCUCCAUAUGUAUUAGAUGCUUUAAGUCAAGCUCACUAUAAAGAUCAGCUUAAUAAUACUAAUGUUAAUGCUAAUUCGACAGACAGUACAGCUACAAUAAGAGCUGCGCACUCAAAAGUAAAUGAUGAAGAUCAGUUUUAUAGUUUUGCUAAUGAUCCUUUCGUUAAGUCUAUGAAUAAUAAUUGGCACAACUUUUUGCAUUCUGUCCAACAGCCUAUCACAUAUCCUAAAGACGUUAUAAAUUUUGAUGAAAAAUUCACAUCAACAUGGAAAUUAAACGAUUCAUGGGGAGGAGACGAUAGAUUAAAGAUGGCUCUUUUAGGAUCUGCCUCAAGCGAUGAAGACACUCUAGUGAAAGACGACAGAAGUGGAUUUUUUUCGAAGCUCUUAUAUCAUCGAUCAAAAGAGAAUAGUAAGGAUUCUGAUUCUCCGAAGGUCAGAUCGAAGGCAGGAUACUGGAUGUCCGAUGAGAAAAGAGCAGACAUUUUACCAACUUUGAAAAGACUCUUUGUACAGAACCCUUUAGUCCCUUUGUUUUUAAGAAUCCUCAUAGCAAUAUUUUCAUUGUGUGCAUUGGCAUUGGCUUGUACCAUAUUUGUGAAUUCACAACGUCGACAUGGAGAUACGAAACUAGAGCAACAAGCGAGCACAAUUAUGGCUAUAGUGGUGCAAUGUAUCGCGAUUGUUUACGUUGUCUAUAUUGCAUACGACGAGUAUCAUGGGAAGCCCCUUGGUCUAAGAGAUCCUCUGGGAAAAAUGAAGCUACUUAUGUUGGAUCUUUUGUUCAUCAUCUUCUCGUCAGCAAACUUAUCACUUGCAUUCAACACCCUUUUUGAUCGAGAAUGGGUUUGUGAAGUUUUUGACGAUCAAAACAUAUAUGUCAAGGGAAUAUUUACUCUGACAGUGUCUUCAAUCUGUCGUCGUCAAAGAGCUUUAGCAUCCUUUUUAUUCUUGGUCUUGUGCUUGUGGGUUCUCACUUUUACUAUCAGUAUAAUAAGAGUAAUUGAGAGAGUCAACACAACGAAUCCUAAAAAUAUGUAG
This is a messenger RNA of Priceomyces carsonii, 1194 nucleotides long. RefSeq lists its product as uncharacterized. The record is from RefSeq and is a predicted model, not a curated record. Lineage: Eukaryota; Fungi; Ascomycota; Pichiomycetes; Serinales; Debaryomycetaceae. Bases 1 to 1194 code for a protein of 397 amino acids. The transcript has a single exon. Gene Ontology annotation, biological process: positive regulation of catalytic activity. Gene Ontology annotation, cellular component: fungal-type vacuole; cell periphery.